UCCCUGAGGCCUUCCAAGGGUAAGCAGCUCUUUUCCUUUGGUGCUGCAUUUGGGCUCAUUCUCAUGUGCUGUAUCAAAAGACUUUGCCACCCUGCUAUUAUCAUCCCAUUAUACCAUCCCAUCCUGAUAACCACAGCUAUGGUGAAGAUGAAGCAGGAGGUCACAGAGGUGCCCAGGCACCUCAUCAAGGGAGGUGGUGAAUUUUGAUGGAAGGUGGUUUAAGACCAGCCUUUGAGUUGUAAAGCUUUAAGUAACACAUUAGCAAAGACGUCACCGAAAUGUUUCUUGGUCCGCUAGGAUGCUCCCAGCUCUUUCCUAGGGGGACUAAAGAGCAUCUCUCCCUGAGGAAAAAAAUUAUUCUCAGAAAGAGCAGCGAUGUACUGGCGUGGACUGCCCGGGGAGUGAUGGGUUUGCUGUCCCUGGAGGUGUUCCAGAACUGUGGUGAUGUCACACUGAGGGAUGUGAUCAGUGGGCAUGGUGGAGAAAUCCGCGAAGCUUUCCGGGUGCUGGAUAGGGAUGGGAAUGGCUUUAUCUCCAAGCAAGAGCUGGGCAUGGCGAUGCGCUCGUUGGGGUACAUGCCCAGCGAGGUGGAGCUGGCGAUCAUCAUGCAACGCCUGGACAUGGACGGGGAUGGCCAGGUUGAUUUUGAUGAAUUUAUGACUAUUCUGGGACCUAAGCUGGUAUCAUCGGAAGGCAGAGAUGGCUUUCUGGGAAAUACAAUAGACAGCAUAUUCUGGCAGUUCGACAUGCAGAGGAUAACGCUAGAAGAGCUGAAGCACAUCCUGUACCAUGCCUUCCGGGACCACCUAACGAUGAAGGACAUCGAGAACAUCAUUAUCAACGAGGAGGAGAGUUUAAAUGAAAACUCCGGCAACUGCCAAACAGAGUUUGAAGUGCACGCCCAGAAGCAGAACAGACAGACCUGCGUCCGGAAGAGCCUUAUCUGCGCAUUUGCCAUGGCCUUUAUUAUAAGCGUGAUGCUGAUUGCGGCCAACCAGAUCCUGCGGAGCGGCAUGGAGUAGCCUCUCACCAUGACACUGUGACCCAAACUGACCAUGCAUGCGCAUGCCACCGGGUGAGCUUCCCCCGAACCGACUCUCACACGGCAAAGAGACAGAGGCGGGCAGAUAACGCACCAUUCGACAAGGAGCCUGGGGCCAGCAGCGUAACGUGUCUUGUGAAUCAACUACAUCCUUUUGGCAGGGACAUAAAAGGGCUGUCUUAACGCUUUAAAGGUUUUGUUUCCUAAUGCAAUAAAAAAAAAAAAACAAAAAAAACCCAUAUAUAAACGUACAGAAGUCCCGAAUUAUUGCUUGAGAACAGCAAUGGUAACUUGGAAGACACUUUCAUCCAGCAGUCUGCUUUGCAGUUUUAAGGAGGCACAGCCUCGUGACUCACUGCAGCGGGGCUGUCUUUUAACCUAGGGGCCGACUGACUAUGCCGCGUAGCUCCCCGGCGGGCCCACCUUCCCAGGAAGUUGAUCGUAGCAUUGCCACAAGCAAGUCCUGUUUGUUUUAUUUCACGUACUUCGGCUUCACUUUGUUUUUCCCUUAUGACCAUGCCUUUGAGUUUAUGGCAUUAGAGGGGAGCUAGAGCAUCCUUGUACAGUAUUUUCGGAGUAAAGAAGAGGAGAAUUUGCCAGCAUCAUACAGAAUUUCUAUUUUUGCUUCACAAACGUCGCCUUUGACACAGGACUGUGGGGUAGCAGGAGUCUGUUUGCCAUUUUUUUUCCCACCGAGAAUCAGGGCUUAAGAAUCACCACCCACUUUCCCACCUGGGCAUUCCUGAGAUUCGUGCAGUCUUCCAGCCAGCUCUGCAACCACCAGCACCAGUUGAAACUCCUUCUGUUUGGUCCCAUCUGCAUAUUCAACAUUUGCUUUCCAGUAGUUUUGCCCUUCUGCUGUAACAGUCUUCACUGACCUUAUUGAGACCAAAACCACUGAGAAGGCUCUGAGCAUUUCUCCCUGCUCCUUGACCACCCACUUUUUACUUAAUUCAUUGUAGUAAUUGCAGUGAAACCUCUGCAUCCAACACCUUCUCGUGGGAGAGGCUGCAUUUUCACCUGUAUGGUGAGGUGGGACUUGACCAGCAAGUUGCUCCAUCCCUCAUGGUCCCGCCAUCACCGCCACCACGUAUCCCAUGGACAGGCUGAAAGAGGGUGAUCAGAAAAUCAGGCUGCUGCAGAAAAGAAGGAAUCAAACUCGAGCAUACCGCCAUAUGUUCUGUAGUGUGUCAGACUUUCAGAUCCCACAAGUGUUAGUUAUUUUUCCUGGAAGAGAUUUUAAUGAGCAGUAAGGAGAGGAUGGAGUGAUGCAGACCAGCAGCACAACGUGUCCCGUGGAGCCAGGAUUACAUCUGAAAGCGUUUCUUCUUUUAAACCUGACACAAAUCCUUGCAUUUACCUUCGGAUGAACUGUGCACCUAUAUGUCACCCCAGGAGGGAUCUGGUUCCCCUGCCCUGAUGGGUGAUGGCUGCGUUUGGCGCACGGGGAGCAUUGGCGUGGGGUCGGAGCGGCGGUGGCUUCUGCUGCCAACUGGGUGAGCUCCAGAAACACGAUGGAACAGCAAGAUCUCAUUCCUGUGAAUGUAGAGGACUGUUUCCUGUGUCACGAGAGGGGGCAGGAUGGCUCCCAAAGGGACUGUGGACCAUGAGCUUCGCUUGUCCUACACGGUGGCCAUUGUCUCAAGCCUGGAUCCAUCCCAAAGACUCAUUUCUGGUCUUUGUUCUUGGUUACAAGUUCAUUUAACCUGUAUUUUUCUAGUAACCUGAUUUGAAAAUGUACUUCCCAUUGUUCUGUCUCCCAUCACCCUUAAAUCUCAUGUAUCUGCUUAGGAUUUUGCCUUUAGGUCUGUGUUGCAGUUGCCCACCUUCACAACAUUGCUGUUUUCCUGGUGCCCUGCUCCAUCUCCAAAGAUGACAGCUGUCAUUUCCAAGGCAGCUGAGUCGUUUUUCUGCCUUUCACAAACACACAUUUCUGUAUUUCUGUUCUGCUGUGACUAAUAGAGGUCAGCUACAAAAUACUGUGCAGAAAUUGUUACAUCUCACAGAAGAUGGAUGGAUUUGUGUUUGCUGUAGGGCAGAACCAGACUUCAAACCAACAGCAGAAAAUCAUAGGCAAGCUCUGAGCAGAGGAUUCACACUGGUGGGGAACUCAGGGUUGCUCCCAGUGCUCACUGUGCUGUACACUGAAGAUAAGGAGCUUGGAGAUCCUUUUGAGGGGACUGUUGUCUGUGUUUUUAGGUCUCAGGGGCAUGUUAAAGGUGGGAACAGCAAAAAAAAAAAGUCCAAAUGUUAUUUGCCACUGAGUGGUACUUAUUACUUUUUUUUUUUUUUUUUUUUUUGGUGGUUUUUUUUGUUUGUUUUCCCCUGGGACAGCGCUGGAGUGAAUGUGGGAAGCAGAGCAGAUGGAGCUGGAGCCGAGGUGGGCACCAACCCACCAGCCCCACUCAACUCAGCAGCUCCAAAGCAGUGCCUCUUUGCAUAGCACAGAAAGACAAGUAAAACACGUAGACCAGGCAUUUCUCCACAUUCUUCUCACUCAUCCAACAGCUAACACCAGGCAGACUCCAAUUAUAACAGCUACCUUACAGACAAGAUAAUCUUUUCCAUUCCUUCAAGCUUUCUGGAAGGCUCAGUAGUUUCUACACGCAUGUUUCAUAAAAACUUUUGUAAAUACAGUCAUUGUUCAGCACAAUUCUUCACCUUGAACGUCCAUUUGUAAAACCAAACCUAUAAUUAAUAUAUUGGUAAAAGCCAUA
Numida meleagris (helmeted guineafowl) is the source of this 3759-nucleotide messenger RNA. It is a transcript of the gene CALN1, whose product is annotated as calneuron 1. The transcript is spliced from 5 exons. Lineage: Eukaryota; Metazoa; Chordata; Aves; Galliformes; Numididae. Bases 279 to 1022 code for a protein of 247 amino acids. Gene Ontology annotation, molecular function: calcium ion binding. The record is from RefSeq and is a predicted model, not a curated record.